This is a messenger RNA of Podarcis muralis (Common wall lizard), 966 nucleotides long. The record is from RefSeq and is a predicted model, not a curated record. NCBI's taxonomy places the organism in Eukaryota, Metazoa, Chordata, Lepidosauria, Squamata, Lacertidae.
GGUCUGGAGUCUUGCAGAGAAAGAUCCUCUCCCCCCAAAGCCCCUGCCUGCCUGGAUCUAUCACUUUGAACAGGGUGGGAGGGAGCCCUCUAUUUGUCUCAAGCACCCUUCUGAAACCUGGCGGACUUGGUAGCACUUCUACUUAGGAUUGUCUUUUUCUUGGAGACAGAAACUGGCACGAGACGAAGGGGUUCUUUUGAUUCUGUUCAGUUCUUCCAUGAAAGAAGUAUCAAAGAUGGAUGAGGAUUUAGGAAGUUGUCCCAGUAUCAUCCAGGCAGGGAGCAGCAGAGGAUCCUGGGACAGAACCCGACUGAAGAUCCCGGGUGAGGAGGACACCCUUAGCUCACAUGUUGAGCACCAGCAGUUCAGGCAUUUCCACUACCAAGAGGCCGAAGGACCCCGAGAGGUUUGCAGCAAACUCCACCAUCUUUGCCACAAGUGGCUGAUGCCAGAGCGACACACUAAGACUCAGAUCCUGGACCUGGUGAUCUUGGAGCAGUUCCUGGCUGUCCUUCCACUGGAGAUGGAGAGCUGGGUGAGGGAGUGUGGAGCAGAGACCAGCUGUCAGGCGGUGGCCCUGGCCGAAGGUUACCUCCUCAGCCAGGCAGAGGACGAGAAGCAGAGAAGGCAGCAGGGAAAAGAUCUGUUUGCAAAAAUGGAUGUUGAUUUCUCCGAGUGGGAGAGGACUCCAUCAGACACCAGACAGAGGCCACUGGGUGAUAGUGUGAUGCUGGCAAGAGCUCCUAAGCCAUCUCCUCUUCACAGCGGAGGGGAAGCAACUUCUGUGGCACAAGAUCAGGAUUCAGUGUCCUUUGAAGAUGUUGCCGUGUAUUUCACAGACGAGGAGUGGGCGCUGUUGGAUCCUGAUCAGAGAGCUUUGCAUAACGAAGUCAUGGAGGAGAAUUGUGGGAACAUGGCCUCUCUCAGUAAGGCUCCCAAUUGAAUCAUAAUAUCAACUUUGAAAAU